Messenger RNA from Manacus vitellinus (golden-collared manakin), 1826 nucleotides. It is a transcript of the gene SLC25A22, whose product is annotated as solute carrier family 25 member 22. The transcript is spliced from 10 exons. The record is from RefSeq and is a predicted model, not a curated record. Gene Ontology annotation, biological process: aspartate transmembrane transport; malate-aspartate shuttle; L-glutamate transmembrane transport. NCBI's taxonomy places the organism in Eukaryota, Metazoa, Chordata, Aves, Passeriformes, Pipridae. The coding region runs from base 113 to 1081 and encodes 322 amino acids. Gene Ontology annotation, molecular function: L-aspartate transmembrane transporter activity; L-glutamate transmembrane transporter activity.
CAGUUGAGCGCUGACCACGAGGCAGGAAGAAAUUGAAGUGAAAAAGACGUGACUGAAAAAGAACAAUUUGAAGGAACGGAUUCAUUUCUUAACAAGAACAAGUUUGAAUUAAAUGGCUGAUAAACAGAUCAGUCUACCUGCCAAGCUGAUCAAUGGAGGGAUAGCUGGGCUGAUUGGGGUCACCUGUGUAUUUCCCAUUGACCUGGCAAAAACUCGCCUGCAGAACCAGCAGAAUGGCCAGCGGAUGUACACCAGCUUGUCUGACUGCCUCAUUAAAACAAUUCGGUCGGAAGGCUACUUUGGCAUGUACAGAGGGGCUGCAGUGAACCUGACUCUGGUGACCCCAGAAAAGGCUAUCAAACUGGCGGCCAAUGACUUCUUCCGGCAUCACCUCUCCAAAGACGGGAAAAAACUGACACUGAUGAAGGAGAUGCUGGCGGGCUGCGGUGCAGGUACCUGCCAGGUGAUUGUCACCACUCCCAUGGAGAUGCUCAAAAUCCAGCUGCAGGAUGCAGGACGUAUUGCGGCACAGAAGAAGCUGAUGGCAGCACAGGCCCAACUCUCCUCUUCCCCUGCGGCGGGGGCGGCCGAGCCGGUGGUGGAGACGCGCACCACAGCGACACAGAUAACGAGGGAGCUGCUGCGGAGCAAGGGCAUCGCGGGACUCUACAAGGGCCUGGGAGCCACACUGCUAAGGGAUGUCCCAUUCUCCAUUGUUUACUUCCCGCUGUUUGCAAACCUGAACAAGCUGGGCCAGAAAGACCCCAAUGUCAAGGCUCCAUUCUACGUGUCCUUCCUCUCUGGAUGUGUGGCUGGCAGUACGGCUGCAGUGGCUGUCAAUCCUUGUGAUGUGAUCAAAACGCGGCUGCAGUCCUUGCAGAGGGGAGUGAAUGAGGACACCUACUCGGGAAUCCUGGACUGCACCAAGAAGAUCUGGCAGAAGGAAGGGCCCACAGCCUUCUUCAAAGGGGCAUACUGCCGAGCCCUGGUCAUUGCUCCUCUCUUCGGCAUUGCACAAGUUGUCUACUUCAUUGGCAUCGCGGAGUUCCUGUUGGACAUGCUCCCCAAGCCCCGGGCCUAGCCCUGGCAUGCUGGUGUGCCCUCCCGCCCUCUGCAGCGCUGAAUUCAUCCCCGUGUUCACCAUCCAUGCCCAUUGAUGUCAGAGCAACAGCACAAAGGGUUCGCGCAGGGAUGCCGAAGGGAUGUGGUCUCCAGAUGAGCAAACAUGGGGAGGGAGAGAGUCCCUUCUCUGUCUUGGUCUGGAACCUGCUCCCUCCUGGUCCUUCCACGGACAAUAGUUAAUUAUUCAUAUCUCUUUUUUUUUCUAAUUUCCCUUUCUUUUUUUUUUAAUUGUCAUUCUUAAGGACACUGGUAAGCACAGACUGGGCUUGCAGACCCAGAAGUCUCCUCUCAGCCUUGGGGAGAAAGAGAGAGGGGAAAGAAAUAACUUGAACCCUCAUCCACCACAGAUUCCCUCUUUCUUCCUGGAGCUGCCAGCUAUCUGAGGAGGAGCUGGAGGGGCAGCUGUGUCCCCUCAGCACCUCCUUGGGUCAAGAGUGGGCACUGCACAAAGGGGGCUUAUCUUAUUGCUGCUGGAGGCACAGUGGGGGGGGUGCUGGAUCUGGCAAGUUCCUUGGCCUGGAAACCUUCACUCCUCCCUUCUCCCUUUUUAAAAACGAGUUGGACUUAAAUGAAUGCUGAUUGUUAAUAUUGAUUUUGUAAUUAUUUUUGUUUUAAAGCAAAAGGGAUAUCCCUCCUAACUAGGUGUCACAGGCACAUUCUGGUGAGGUGCAGAGAUAGGAUGUCUGCUCUGUAGGGAACAUGUC